AUGGAAUACAUCUUGGCAGGAGUGGCAACUGCUUGCUGGUUAGUGAUUGCGGUUAAAUUGAUAGCACAUUUAAUGUGCUUUGAACCUGAGGACGGUAAAGAGUCUGUUGCUAGUACUGCAGAUGAGGAACUUGCUGGUAUGGCUGAGGUGGAUGCUGUCGUUACGGGUGGUGGUGGUGCUGAUUCCUCCUGGGAAUACAGUGAGGCUCUGUCUAAAAGUCCUACUGGACAUGAUUUUGGUACUUCUGUGAUCAACAAAAAAGAUGAACCAGUGGCAGAGGAUGAAGUGAGAUUCAUUAGCCAGGGGUGA
This is a messenger RNA of Brugia malayi, 309 nucleotides long. RefSeq lists its product as uncharacterized. Lineage: Eukaryota; Metazoa; Nematoda; Chromadorea; Rhabditida; Onchocercidae. The coding region runs from base 1 to 309 and encodes 102 amino acids. The record is from RefSeq and is a predicted model, not a curated record. The transcript has 2 exons.